Molecule: messenger RNA, 3120 nt
Organism: Alternaria arbusti
Lineage: Eukaryota; Fungi; Ascomycota; Dothideomycetes; Pleosporales; Pleosporaceae
Exons: 2
Coding region: 1-3120 (1039 amino acids)
Source: RefSeq, a predicted model, not a curated record
AUGGAUCCCAUCAGCGCACUCUCCAUCGCGACUUCUGUUGUCACAUUCAUUGACUUUACUGUCAAAGUCGUACUCCUUGGCCACGAAAUCUACCAGGAAGGUACCACUGUCGGCGUUUCAGAGAUCGAGAACCGAGCGCAGGAACUCAAAUCGUGGGUCAAUGGCUUGCGUGCACCAAUCAGCGGUCGUAAGGACUCACUCAAGGAUGAAUAUGAGGCGCUGGACCUCAUUAUCGAAGGCUGCUGUGAAGUUGGAACGGAAAUCAUCGAAUAUCUGGAGGACCUUAUCCCAAAAGUGAAUAAGCGAUCUGCAUGGAGAAGCUUUCACCUUGCGCUUCGGACUAUCUUGAAGAAAGAGCAAAUCGAAGGGCUUGUCAGCAGGCUUGAAGGCUAUCAACAGGACCUCUCGUUACGCCUCCUCGCCCUGCUCAACGCGAAGACGGAUCUACACUCUUCAGAAGUAACUCAGCGCCUUAACAAUCUGGAGACGGCAAGUAAUCGCAUUGUGCAGAUUUUGACGUUCACACAAAGUUCUUCCGAAUCAUCGGCGUCACCUCGCGAUCUUACGGGGGAUCCCGAAAACAAGAGCCAAAAUACUAGGAGAGAAAAAGUGCUCCGCGUCAUUCUGGGGCUUGAAGAUGGCACAACACUUUCAGUCGCCGACCAGAACUUCGCAAUUGCCGGCCAAGAAGAUUCGGUCCCUGGCAACUCAAUUGAGCGUGUAAUCACGUUCAGAGAUCAGUCCAACACAGGACCUGUGAAAACGGUCUCCAACGAUCGAUUCUCGCCGCUUUCGACCAAAGUUUUGGCCGCGCUACAUUAUCGUGGGCUACAAAGCAGAUUCAGCGAUACAGCGAUAGCUCAUCAUGACACAUACGAAUGGAUCUUUGAAGCACCCGAGGAAGCCCGUCGUUGGUCACAUUUUGCGGAAUGGCUCCGUAGUGGAAACAGUCUAUACUGGAUUUCAGGAAAGGCUGGAAGCGGCAAGUCUACGUUGAUGAAGUAUAUUUGCUCGAACCUGGAGACGACUCAGCUCCUUGAGUUUUGGAGAGAUGGCUCUACGUUGCUGCAGGCCAGGUUCUUCUUCUGGGCGGCUGGUCAUACCCUGCAAUCAUCUCACGAGGGUCUAUUACGAGGCCUCCUGUACACGCUACUUGCGCAAUGCCCACGGCUCAUACCUUCCGUCUUUCCCGAAAUUUGCACCGAGAUCGUUGCAGGACGCAAGUUGGAUCUCACUUGGACGCUUCCAGAGCUUGUUCAAGCUCUUAAUUUGCUUGUCGAAAACUCCAAAGGCCUCAAAAUUUGCCUUUUCAUCGAUGGACUGGACGAGUACGCUGGAGAUCACGGUGAACUUAUUAGCAUUCUCGAAACACUGUCUUCUUACGACAACUUGAAGCUGGUGCUGUCUAGCCGACCCUUGGUAGCGUUCAAUGACGCCUUCGAAAACAUGCCUCAGCUUCGGCUACAAGACCUGACGUAUCAAGACAUGAUAAAGUUUGUCUCUGAUAGGCUGAAUCAUUCUCGGGGUUUAAGGGAAAUGGAAGAGUUGGAUCCAGAGCUUCGCUCAACCUUGGUUCGCGGCCUGUGCGACAUGUCAGCCGGCGUUUUUCUCUGGGUAGUAUUAGCGCUUCGUUCGAUUCUAGGAGGGCUACAAAAUGGUGAGACGGCAUCUACGUUGCAACUCAAACUCGACGCGCUCCCGCCGGAUCUUCACGGAAUGUACAAGCACAUGUUCAGAUCGCUAGAUCCAGCAACUCAAACGGGUACGGCUCGAAUGAUCCUCCUAAUGCUGAGAAGCAAGGACGUGGCAAAUUCCGAGCCGAUAAGCCUUCUUCAACUGGCUCUGGCUGACAACGACGACGCGACAGUUGAAAAAGCUAUCACCGAUGAGGUGCGGACCAUGCCGUCAAACAAGCGACGAUCGCUAUGCAUAUGGAUGAAAAGAAGGAUUGAUGGGCAUACGAAGGGUCUACUUGAAGUCAGAGGCCAAGACAAUGUUGUUGAACGAGGCUCGUCUUCUAUUGAUGAAUGGGUCGAGUUCUACCACAAGACUGCGAUCGACUUCUUCCGCUCCGAUGAGACAUGGAACCUACUGAAGACACAAGCUGGCUCUCAUUUCAACAUCGACCAAACUCUACUCGUUUCGAGUCUUCUCGAGAUGAAAGUAUUGCCUUCGGAAAGUACACUUGUAGUAGAAACUAACCGUUCUUUUGCGAACAUGCGGCAAGGACUUAGGUUUGUCGGGUUCCUGGAAGGAUGUAACCUUCGUUCCCAUACGGAGUUAUUAGACGAAAUGGAGAAGACAAUGAGGGUACACUGGGCAAAGGCGGCGAUAUACAAGGAGCGCGCGAAAUCCCGUGAAAAUGUCACGGAGAACAUGACAUUCGAACAGUUCGUCGACAUGCAUAUUGGACGCCCAAUCAAUCCCUUCAAGGAGGAGCCUGCUUUCUUAAGCCUUGCUAUGGUAUAUGGAUGCUACCUUUAUGUUGCCGACAAAGUCUUAUGGAGAAAGUCCGUCACCACCGAACAACGAACUUCGCUGACCAUUUCACUUCUAUACCACUGCUUCGAAGAUCUGGAGAAAAAGGACGAAUCAGCCAGGAAUGCCGUCACCGCUAUUCUCCAGAUUCUUGAUAUGGCUGCCGAAGCGUUUACACACAUCGAUACAUGUACUUACUGGGAGGACUUCACCAUACAGCUGCGGGCAGCCAUGCGCAGCUCAGCAUUUCGAUCUGAUUUCGCCAACAAUAUCAUGGAUCUGUGUCUUGCCUUCCUCAAUGAUCGCGAGCUCCGCCUAGAUCCCGAAGUGACUGCUCCGGAGGUCCGAAGCUUGCUCCGAGAACUCCAAUCUGAAGUCAUAGCCGUGAAUUCAUCCGGCGCAAAGAGCGAUAGCACCCAGCAAGAUCUAGACGAGUUCAACACGAAGUAUGACAAGGCUCUAACUAUACUCGCAACGGAAUGGGAAGAGGAAAGCGACAAGCCUCAGAGGAAGCAGAACGGCGAAGGUCGGAAGUGGCCUGGGUUCGUGUUAAUCCUCACAAUACUCAUGUCGUUAUUUUUCCUAAGUUACAACCUAUCAUUCGGUUCGCCCGGUGGCCCAGGCACUAUACGAGAUCUCUAG